This is a messenger RNA of Canis lupus familiaris (dog), 1399 nucleotides long. It is a transcript of the gene METTL5, whose product is annotated as methyltransferase like 5. Lineage: Eukaryota; Metazoa; Chordata; Mammalia; Carnivora; Canidae. Gene Ontology annotation, molecular function: nucleic acid binding; rRNA (adenine-N6-)-methyltransferase activity. Gene Ontology annotation, biological process: rRNA methylation. The coding region runs from base 258 to 815 and encodes 185 amino acids. The record is from RefSeq and is a predicted model, not a curated record. The transcript has 8 exons.
GCUUCCGGCCCCGCUCCUGGCGCGGGCGGCGUCCUACCGAGCCCGGGCGCUGCGCGAGGAGUCGUGCGUCGAUCUCCCGGCCCCGGCCGGGCGCCUGUGCGGGCAUCGGGGAAGCGCGAGGUCGGCGCGGGGGACCCUGGAGGCGGGUCGGAGGCUGGCGGGGGACUCCGCCUGCUGCCGGAGCUGGAAGGAAAGCAGGCACCCGCCUGGGCUAGAUCCAGUGCCAUUAAGCCCUGCGAACUCACACUUUAAAAACAAUGAAGAAAUUAAAGCUUAAGGAACUAGAAAGUCGCCUGCAACAAGUGGAUGGAUUCGAAAAGCCCAAGCUGCUUCUAGAACAGUAUCCAACCAGGCCGCACAUUGCAGCAUGUAUGCUCUAUACAAUCCAUAAUACAUAUGAUGACAUUGAAAAUAAAGUGGUUGCAGAUCUAGGAUGUGGUUGUGGAGUUCUUAGCAUCGGAACUGCAAUGUUAGGAGCAGGAUUGUGUGUUGGAUUUGACAUAGAUGAAGAUGCAUUGGAAGUAUUUAAUAGGAAUGUGGAAGAGUUUGAGUUAACAAAUGUUGACAUGGUUCAAUGUGAUGUGCGCUCAUUAUCUAACAGAAUGUCAAAGUCAUUUGAUACAGUAAUUAUGAAUCCUCCCUUUGGGACCAAAAAUAAUAAAGGGACAGAUAUGGCAUUUCUGAAGACUGCUUUGGAAAUGGCAAGAACAGCAGUAUACUCUUUACACAAAUCCUCUACUAGAGAUCAUAUUCAAAAGAAAGCUACAGAAUGGAAAAUCAAGAUAGAUAUUAUUGCAGGUGCUAAGAUGCCAUAGAACGUGUUUUCAGCCUGGCAAAAUGUGAAAGAGCUACGAUACGACCUGCCAGCAUCAUACAAAUUUCAUAAAAAGAAAUCCGUAAGUCUCUGGAUUCUGGCUUAUCUGCAUUCAGUACUGAAGAACUUUUCAAUAAGUAACUAUUUACAAUGUUAUCAACUUGCCUGAGUAAAUACAGAAAGCUAGCCAAGGAGACAGAAUAAUUAUCGAUGUGAUAACAGCCAAUAUCCUGGUUCAAGAUAUUCUUUCUCAAAUGCUUUAGGCACAAAAAUAAAAAACUAAGUUUUUGCUCUUUUUAUAUAGUACAUAUUUUAUUAGUUUGUACUAAUACAUUUUCAUAUUACAAAGGCAAUUUAAUGGAAGAAUCUUUCUUUUGAUAUUUGAAAUAACACAAACAGAACUAUACAUUAAAAAAAAUGUCUUCAUUUGGAUAACAAAAAAAGACAAGUUAAACAACAACAAAAAUUUUCCUUUCUUACAGGUUGAUAUUGAAGUGGACCUAAUUCGGUUUUCUUUUUAAAAGCCUCUAAAGACAAAAGCAGCUUAAAACCUAAUUAAGAUGAAUAAAAAAUUUUUUUACUAAA